Otolemur garnettii (small-eared galago) is the source of this 5008-nucleotide messenger RNA. RefSeq names its product treacle ribosome biogenesis factor 1 (gene TCOF1). Bases 62 to 4312 code for a protein of 1416 amino acids. Gene Ontology annotation, molecular function: protein binding. The record is from RefSeq and is a predicted model, not a curated record. The transcript has 24 exons. Lineage: Eukaryota; Metazoa; Chordata; Mammalia; Primates; Galagidae.
AGUGGCGGGCGGGGACUGACGGGGGGCGUGCAGGUGAGCUGACCGGCCUGGGUUCGCUGGCAUGGCAGAGGCCAGGAAGCGGCGGGAGCUGCUUCCCCUGAUCUACCAUCAUCUACUGAAGGCAGGCUAUGUGCGUGCGGCGCGGGAAGUGAAGGAGCAGAGCGGUCAGAAAAUUUUCCUGGCUCAGCCUGUAACCCUUCUGGACAUCUAUACAUACUGGCAGCAAACCUCAGAACUUGGCAAGAAGCAGAAGGCAGAGGCUGAUGCAGCAUUGCAAGCCAAGAACCGUGUGUCGGACCCCAUUAGCAGCUCAGAGAGCUCUGAAGAGGAGGAGGAGGAGGCAGAAGCUGAAACUGCCAAAGCCACCCCCAAACCAGCAUGUACCAACUCCUCCAUCACGGGCACGGAUUUGCCAUCAAGUGUGAAAGAAAAAGGCAAGGCAAAGACUGAGGCAGCUGGCAAGAUGAGGAACGCUAUGCCAAACCCUGCCUCUGUAAAGACAGUGGCCCACCUCCUCUCUGGGAAGUCACCUAAGAAGUCAGCUGAACCCUCAGCAAAUAUUACCUUGGUCUCAGAAACUGAGGAGGAGGGCAGUGUUCCAGCCAUUAGAGCUGCUGCCAAGCCUGGGAUGGUGUCAGCAGGCCAGGCCGACAGCUCCAGCGAGGACACCUCCAGUUCAAGCGAUGAGACGGACAUGGAGGUGAAACCCUCAGUAAAACCAGCCCAGGUCAAAGCCUUGGCUGUCCCUACCAAGAAGCAUCCAGCAAGAGGGGCAGCCGCAACCCCUGGGAAGGUGGGGGAUGUGACAGCCCAGGUCAGAGGAAGUGCCCUUACUGCAGCUAGGACAGCCAAGAAGCCAGAAGAGGAGUCAGAGAGUAGCGAGGAGGAGUCUGAAAGUGAAGAGGAGGCCCUCGCAGGGACACCCAGCCAGGUAAAGGCCUCUGAGAAAAUUCUUCAGGUUAGAGCUGCUUCAGCCCCUGCCAAGGGGACCGCAGGGAAAGGGCCCACCCUAGCACCCUCUGGGAAGGCAGGGCCUAUAGCCACUCAGGCCAAGGCAGGGAAGCCAAAGGAGGACUCGGAAAGCAGUAGCGAGGAGGAGUCGGACAGUGAAGAGGAGAUACCAGCUGCCAAGGCCCCGCUUCAGGCAAGGCUCUCAGAGAAGGCUCCCCAGGUCAGAGCUGCCUCGGCCUCUGCCAAGGAGUCCCCCAGGAAAGGGGCUGCCCCCGCACUCCCUGGGAAGACAGGGCCUGCAGCUGCCCAGGCCCAGGUGGGGAAGCAGGAGGAAGACUCAGAGAGCAGCAGCGAAGAGUCAGACAGUGAGGGGGAGACCCCAGCAGCUGCGAGCCCAGCCCAGGUGAGGCUGGAGGACACCCUGUACGCCCCACGCCCAGCCUUGACAGGCCUCUAUGGGGUUUCCUUCUCUGUACCUAGUGCCCAGUACAGCUCCGCUUGCCUCUCACCUGUGUCUUCACACAUAUUCUCCCUCUCUGCCCCCUCCCCUGAUCCUAUUCUUUGUCACUCCCAGGCAAAGCCCUUGGGGAAAAACCCCCAAGUGAGACCUGCCUCCACCAUGAGCGUGGGGCCCUCUGGGAAAGGUGCCAUCCCAGUAUCCCCUGGGAAGGCAGGGACCACAGGCCCAUUGGCCCAGGUGGGGAAGAAGAAGGACCCAACAAGCAGCAGUGAGGAGUCGGAUAGUGAGGGGGAGGCACCCAUGCCUGCCGCUCUGACCCAGGCAAAGCCCUUGGGGAAAAACCCUCAGGCCAAAUCUGCUUCGGGUCCUGCCAGGGGGCCCUUGGGAAAAGGGACUGUUCCAGUAGCCCCUCAGAAGGCAGGGCCAGUGGCCACCCAGGUCAAGGCUGAAAGCUCUAAGGAAGACUCAGAGAGCAGUGAGGAGUCGUCUGGGAGUGAGGAUGAGGCACCAGCAGCCAUGCCUCCAGCUCAGGCAAAACCAGCUCUGAAAACUCAGACUAAGGCCUCCCCAAGGAAAGGUGGCACUCCUGGUACCCUCACAUCUGCCAAGGUCACCCCUGUGGGUUCUCAAGCCCCCAAGAAAGGAGCAGCAUCUUCUCCAGCUGUGGCCAGGAGUGUCCAGAGACCAGAGAAGGACUCUUCAAGCAGCGAGGAGUCGGACAGUGAAGAAGAGGAGACAGCCCCUGUGGCAGCAGCAAAGUCUACGGGGAAAGGCCUCCAAGUGAAAGCUGCCUCAGCACCAUCCACGGGGCCUUCAGUCCUCCCUGGAAAGAUGGGACCUGCAGUCACCCAAGUCAAAACUGAGACACAGGAAGACUCUGAGAGCAGUGAGGAGGAUUCAGACAGUGAGGCUGCAGCUCCAGCUCCAGCACAGGUAAAGGCCUCAGUGAAAACCCCUCUGGCCAAAGCCAAUCCAGCUGCCACUAGAGUCUCUUCAGCCAAAGGGGCAACCUCGGCUCCUGGAAAAGGUGUCACCACAGCUGCUCAAGCCAAACAGGGGUCCACAGCCAAGGCAAAGACACCAGCAAGAACCCUCCAGAACAGUGCCCUCUCAGUGAGGGGCCAGGCAUCUAUGCAAAGUGUGGGGAAAGCAGGAGAGGAGGACUCAGAGAGCAGUGAGGAAGAGUCAGACAGUGAGGAGGAGGUGCCAGCUCAGGCAAAGCCUUUGGGGAAGACCCCCCAAGUCAAAGCUGCCUCAACCCCUGCCAAGGAGUCUCCUAGGAAAGGGGCUAUCCCCAUGCCUCCUGGGAAGACAGGGCCUGCAAACACCCAGGCCCAGAUGGGAAAGUGGAAGGGAGACUCGGGGAGCAGCAGUGAAGAGUCAGACAGUGAGGGGGAGGCCCCAGCGGCCGUGACCCCAGCCCAGGUGAUUAAAACCCCUCUGAUUUUUGUCGACCCUAAUCGUAGUCCAGCUGGCCAAGCUGCUACCCCCGCACAAGCCCAGGCUGUGAGCACCCCGCGGAAGGCCCGGGCCUUGGAAAACACAGCCAAGAGUUCCUCAUCCGAGAGCGAGGAUGAGGACAUAAUCCCUGCUACGCAGUGCUCGACUUCUGCCAUUAGAACCAACAUGACUGUGCCCACUGCUCACCCAAAGACAGCCCCCAAAACCAGCAUUGCUAGAACCAGCAGCAACAAGAAACAGGAGGGAUCAACUGCUCAGGUUGACAGUGCUGUAGGAACAGUCCCUGUGACAGGUCCCCACAGCGCCCCUGUCCAGGCCGGAAUGACCAACAGUCUCAGAAAACGUAAGCUUCCUGAGGGCCAGCAGGCCACAGCCAAUCCCUUGGGACAUCCCAAGGCCAAAGCCCCUGGGAGCUCAGAUGACAACGAGGAUAGCAGCAACAGCUCUUCAGAGAGUGAGAAAGAUGCUGAAGGACCCCAGAUGACCAAAUCAGCCCACCAGCCAGUAGGUCCAGCCACCUCCAGCAGGGAGACGUUGGUGGAGGAGACCACAGAAUCCAGCGAGGAUGAGGUGGUGGCACCUUCCCAGUCUCUCCUCUCAGGUUAUGUGACCCCUGGACUAACCCUAGCCAAUUCCCAGGCCUCAAAGGUGACUCCCAGGCCGGACUCCAACCCCUCAGUUUCAUCAACUCUAGCCACCAAAGGUAACACAGAUGGCAAGCAGGAAGCAGAGCCCCAACAAACAGCAGGCACCAUGUCCCCUAAAAUAGGCAGAAAAGAGGCUGCUUCGGGCACCACUCCUCAGAAGCCCCGGAAGCCCAAGAAGGGGGCCGGGAACCCUCAAGCCUCAACAUCGUUAUUGCAGAGUGACAUUGCCCAGCGUCUCCUGGGAGAGCAGUGGCCUCUGAACGAUGCCCAAGUGCAGGCCUCGAUGGUAAAGGUCCUUACAGAGCUGCUGGAGCAGGAAAAGAAGAAGGCCAUGGAUACCAACAAGGAGAGCAGCAAGAAAAGCCGCAAGCGGAAGCUGUCAGGAGAUCAGCUGGCUCCCAAGGCUCCCAAGAGCAAAAAGAAGAAACAGCUGGCCUCUGGAGAAGGUGGGGAGGACACUGUAUCCCCAGGAAAGGCCUCCAUGACUUCCAAGGGGAAAGCAAAGAGAGACAAAGCAAGUGGUGAUGUCAAGGAGAAGAAGGGGUCUCCUGGCUCCCAGGGGGCCAAGGACAAGCCAGAAGGGGAGCUUCGAAAGGGGGUGGUAAAGGUGGAGGGUGGCGAUCAAAGCAACCCAAAGAUGAAGAAAGAGAAGAAAAAAUCUGACAAAAAAAAAAAGGACAAGGAAAAAAAGGAAAAGAAGAAGAAAGCAAAAAAGACCUCAACCAAAGACCCUGAAUUACCAAUUCAGAAGAAAAAGAAGAAAAAGAAGAAGACAGCAGAGCAGAACGUGUAAGGGUCACAAGCACAAGGCGCAGGGAUCUCUGAGCCAAGCGGUGACCAUCCCAUGCCUCUGACCUCGGACUACCUUUGCCGCCAUGGGUUAGAACUGAAUUUUUAACUUCUCCUUCCAUAGAAGACAAUGAGUGGCUGUGGGGUCCCUAUGCUGGCCAAGCCAGUGAGCCUGCAGAAAGACUGGUCCCAGGAGGAUGUGGCCCAGCUCCCAUGACCUUGCCCUGCCCGCCCCCAACACAGGACGCUUCAUAUAGAUGUGUACAGUAUAUAUAUAUUUUUUUAAAUGACCUGCCUCUCCCCCAACAACUCAAAAUGUCCAAGGCCUCAGGACUUUCCACCCAAGAAAGUCUCUGCCGACCCAGCUAGGCCCAACCUGCAGCUCGUCUCAUGCCACGUGGUCUCAGCUCAUCCUGAGGCUUUGUCCUCCUGUCAGUUUUUUCAGUUGUGUUGUUGUUUUUCAUUUGUUUUGUUUGGCUGGGUUUUGUUUUUUAAGAACUCAAAAAAUAAAAGACUUGCAGGAAAAAGUGCAAGUUUCCAGUGCAUCUAGGGCAAACGCAUUGAGUUGGCUUAUAUUUGGAAGGGAUGGUGUGGCCGACACCCACCAUUCCUCCUUGACUCUGUUUCAAGGCUCUGGGAUACUAUGGCAGCUGAGACAGGCAGUUUGCCAGAAAGAGACUCAAGGAAGCACCCUGAGGGC